This is a messenger RNA of Pelobates cultripes (western spadefoot toad), 9522 nucleotides long. The record is from the annotation of a GenBank genome assembly. Lineage: Eukaryota; Metazoa; Chordata; Amphibia; Anura; Pelobatidae.
CUUUAGACAUUAUGAUACCUAUGUCAGAUAUAGAAAAGAGGAGAAGAAACCCGAUGUACCAUACUAUAUUCGGGUGACUCCAAAAAAAUCCAACUUGGAAAUUCGAUAUGCUCGACCACCUAGGUAAGUGUAUCAUGAGACACAGAAUGACUGACCAUAAUCCUAUAAGGUUAUCCAGAUAAAACUGCAGGGUCCUCAGUAAUCCAAUACCCUGGUUCUCUCACUGGCUGUCUGUGUACACAGGAAACCAAUGAGAGAAGAACCACAGGUAGAGAAAGAUGUCAAUGUUCUUUCUUAGCCAACAUAACAAAUCUCAAAUUGGAAUAUUUAAUCACAUAACAUAACACAUUUCUCAGGAGUACUACAGCAACUUGACUUACCAGGUAUUACCUAAUUUUCAUAAAAUAUGUAUUUUAAUAUAAACAGAAGCUUUAAUGGUACAAAUUAGACUAUUUACUGUAAUUACUGUAACCAGAAUGAAAUUGUAACAUAAAUGAUCUGAUAGUGUCACUAACGGCUGUACAAUAAUGACUGAUAGAUAACGAGUGAUAGGGUAGCUGAUGGACUGAAAGUGAGAGGAAAGCUGAAGAGGAAUAAGAUAAGUGACAAAAUGGGCUGAUUGAUGGAAAGGGAGAAAAGGAUAUAAUUGUUACAACUGUAUUUUAACGUUUCCUCUUUUAAUUGCAGGGACCCAUUCCUUUUCUCUAAGGUGAAGCCUAAAUUACUUCCAAAACAAUACAAAACAACUAAAAAGGCUGAAAGUGUAAAUUAUUGUGCAGAGUGUCAUAAACAGGAUAAUAUUCUACAUCCUGCACCUGUCACAAGUCUAGAGGAUAUUCCUUAUCGGCCUUCUACGGACAGGUAAGUGGACAGUUGCUGCAGGUAUAUUAGAUGGGGUUAUUGGAAGAUGGGGAUCAGAGUUCGAUAGAGAUUAGAAUAAAGGAUGGUUUGUUAAUGGGCAUCAUUUCUGGAAUUUGAAAUAAAAUAAAAUAAGCAGACAUGAUAUACAGGGGUGUUAAAAAAAAAAGUAAAAUAUAUUGGACUUAAAGGGACACCCUAGUCACCAGAACAAUUACAGCUUAAUGUAGUGGUUCUGGUGUCUAUAGUCUGUCCCUGCAGGUUUUUUUAGUGUAUAAAAUGUGUUUACAUGGCUCCUUAGGGUCACUUCCAGUGGCAGUCACUCAGACAGCCACUAUAGGUGCUUCCUGUGGCAGUGCUGCAGAGUGUGUAGCACUGACAUUCAGCAUCUCCACUCUCUGCAUGGAGACACUGAACAUUCUUAUCAAGACGCAUCAAUUUAUGAUUGGCCAUGGCAGCAUUGCCUUCGUCCCCAGCAUGCCUCCUUGGCUGAGAUAAUCAAAAUUGACUAACUCAGUCAAUCUAAUUCUUUCUUAAGGUAAAGCAUUGGAUUGGCUGAGAUCAUCAAUUCUGAGUUGGAAAAAAGGUGAGAUUUAACCUUUACUGUAGGGGGGCUAAGGCCCUAAAUAGUGAUAUUAAAACUAUAGUGUAAGGAAUACAUAUUUGUGUUUCUGACACAAUAAUGCCUUAUUAAUUAAAUGUGUUUUGACACCCCAAAUAGACAGCACCAUCCUGGGAUGAAAUGCAGGAUGUAAUUAGUCCAGACGUAUCAAAGGUUUUACACAUCAAAUUGAAUUAUUUAAUCAUUACAAUACAACCCAAAUAGCAAUGCAUAAUAUCUAAUGGCUUCUUGUAUCAUCUCCUAAACACACUCUGUUAUUCCAGAAAUAUAACAUCAAUUUAUUAAUGACCUUUUUGUUUUCUGGUGUGUUUUUCUUCAAAUUCUUUAGACAUUAUAAUAACUAUGUCAGAUUUGGCAAAGAGGAGAAGAUUCCCGAUGUACCAUACUAUAUUCGGGUGACUCCAAGAGAAACUAACCAACUAAUGACAUGUGCUCGGCCACCUAGGUAAGUGUAUCAUGAGACACAGAAUGACCGACCAUAAUCUUAUAAGGUUAUCCAAAUAAACCUUCAGUGUCCUCAGUAAACCAAUAUCUUGGUUCUCUCACUGGCUGGCUGUGUACACAGGAAACCAAUGAGAGAAGAAACACAGAUAGAGAAAGAUGUCAAUGCUCUUUCUGAGCCAACAUCACAAAUCUCAAAUUGGAAUAUUUAAUCAUUACAAUACAACCCAAAUAGCAAUGCAUAAUAUCUCAUGGCUUCUUGUAUCAUCUCCUAAACACACUCUGUUAUUCCAGAAAUAUAACAUCAAUUUAUUAAUGACCUUUUUGUUUUCUGGUGUGUUUUUCUUCAAAUUCUUUAGACAUUAUAAUAACUAUGUCAGAUUUGGAAAAGAGGAGAAGAUUCCCGAUGUACCAUACUAUAUUCGGGUGACUCCACGAGAAACUAACCAACUAAUGACAUGUGCUCGGCCACCUAGGUAAGUGUAUCAUGAGACACAGAAUGACGGACCAUAAUCCUAUAAGAUAUACAUACAAUAUAAGGUGGAGUAUAUAAAUAGGAGUUCUUCCAAAUACAAUUUUCUUGUAUAUUGGCAGAACAAUUAGACCUUUAAAAGUGAGAAUAGCGGAACAUAUUAAAAAUAUACGAAAUUGCUUAGAGACCCACAAUGUAUCAUUACACUUUAAACAGGUCCACGACCAAAACCCUGAAAAUUUGUUCUUUUGUGCAAUAAAAGAAAUAAAAAGAGAUUGGAGAGGGGGAAACUAUAUUAAAACUUUAGGGAAAGAAGAAAUGAGUUUUAUUUUUCGAUUUAAAACUCUGAUACCAUAUGGACUUAAUGCAGAUUUUGAAGUAUGUCAUUUUUAAUUAAUCAAUCUUUAACAUAUUAUUUUUUAUUCGGUAUUUUACAUUAUAUUUUAUUAUAAUACAUUAAAUUUUAAACAAAUGGCCCUUUUAUCAUAUAUUUAUAGAAUUCUCUUUCUUCUUUCUUAUUAAAUUUAUAAUUAAUUUAUAUAUAUAUUUAUAACAUCUGUCUGUAUUUAUAUAUAUAAUACAAAACAUAAAAAGCCUUUAUGAAAUACAUAUUUUUAAACACCUCUAUUAGUGUAAGGGGAAAAUUAGAAGAGAACAGAUCCUUACAUAUGUUUUUACAUAAAGUCCUCAAAUGUAUUUUAGGAAGGAGGUUAUUAUUAUAAACCCCAUUACAAGCCAUCUCAUAUGAGAGGUAAUUGAAUUAUAAAGGCUUUUUAUGUGUAUUUACUGGAUUAAUUAUUUUUAUUAAUUGAGAUGUUGAACUCUGAUGAAAGAUACCGGACUUUGGAAAAGAAGUGUCUCUAAAUAAGUCACGUGACGUUCGCGAUGUAUGGAGCGCGCCACGUGACAUUUGCGUUCCACGGAUGGAACGCAAAGGCCGCAAACCGGAAGAGGAAGAGAAAUCAAAGAUACUGAUGUUGUGGAACGCAUUACGUGACACGUGCGUUCCACAGGUGGAACGCAAAAACCAGGAAGAAGAAGUAAAAAUGAAUCCCUAAUCACUAGGGAAGCCGGAAGGGGUGAAAAGAACAGCCAAAAGGGAGGAUAUUUAAAUGGACCACCAGGAGAUUACAAUUAGCAACUGAGGAAGCCUCAUAUUGAGGCGAAACGCGUUUUGCAAACAACCAUAAGGACUACCUUCAGACUGUAAGGUUUUUUUACUCACUUCUAAAGCUUUUAAAAAAAUUUGUGCACUUUAUUGAAUAAAGCACUUUAUUGUUUUGAGAAGAGAUCCUGUUAUUGAGAUAUCCCAGAUUAUAACAAGAAGGGAGUGGGCCCCUUAAGUACCCACAGUGCUUCAAUUUUUGAGCCUAUCCAGAGGCUCUAUGUUUGUGAGUGCUUCACUAUCUAUAUACUACAAUAAUAUAUUGAGUAUUGGCAAUAUUGCACUAUUCCUUUUUCCCUAUUUGUGUUCAAACCUAGGGAACUACUAAAGGACAUUAUCCUGUUGAAAAUUGUAUUUGGAAGAACUCCUAUUUACAGGGAGUGCAGAAUUAUUAGGCAAGUUGUAUUUUUGAGGAUUAAUUUUAUUAUUGAACAACAACCAUGUUCUCAAUGAACCCAAAAAACUCAUUAAUAUCAAAGCUGAAUAUUUUUGGAAGUAGUUUUUAGUUUGUUUUAGUUAUAGCUAUGUUAGGGGGAUAUCUGUGUGUGCAGGUGACUAUUACUGUGCAUAAUUAUUAGGCAACUUAACAAAAACAAAUAUAUACCCAUUUCAAUUAUUUAUUAUUACCAGUGAAACCAAUAUAACAUCUCAACAUUCACAAAUAUACAUUUCUGACAUUCAAAAACAAAACAAAAACAAAUCAGUGACCAAUAUAGCCACCUUUCUUUGCAAGGACACUCAAAAGCCUGCCAACCAUGAAUUCUGUCAGUGUUUUGAUCAGUUCACCAUCAACAUUACGUGCAGCAGCAACCACAGCCUCCCAGACACUGUUCAGAGAGGUGUACUGUUUUCCCUCCUUGUAAAUCUCACAUUUGAUGAUGGACCACAGGUUCUCAAUGGGGUUCAGAUCAGGUGAACAAGGAGGCCAUGUCAUUAAAUUUCCUUCUUUUAUACCCUUUCUUGCCAGCCACGCUGUGGAGUACUUGGACACGUGUGAUGGAGCAUUGUCCUGCAUGAAAAUCAUGUUUUUCUUGAAGGAUGCAGACUUCUUCCUGUAUCACUGCUUGAAGAAGGUGUCUUCCAGGAACUGGCAGUAGGACUGGGAGUUGAGCUUGACUCCAUCCUCAACCCGAAAAGGCCCCACAAGCUCAUCUUUGAUGAUACCAGCUCAAACCAGUACUCCGCCUCCACCUUGCUGGCGUCUGAGUCGGACUGCAGCUCUCUGCCCUUUACCAAUCCAGCCACGGGCCCAUCCAUCUGGCCCAUCAAGACUCACUCUCAUUUCAUCAGUCCAUAAAACCUUAGAAAAUCAGUCUUGAGAUAUUUCUUGGCCCAGUCUUGACGUUUCAGCUUGUGUGUCUUGUUCAGUGGUGGUCGUCUUUCAGCCUUUCUUACCUUAGCCAUGUCUCUGAGUAUUGCACACCUUGUGCUUUUGGGCACUCCAGUGAUGUUGCAGCUCUGAAAUAUGGCCAAACUGGUGGCAAGUGGCAUCGUGGCAGCUGCACGCUUGACUUUUCUCAGUUCAUGGGCAGUUAUUUUGCGUCUUGGUUUUUCCACACGCUUCUUGCGACCCUGUUGACUAUUUUGAAUGAAACGCUUGAUUGUUCGAUGAUCACGCUUCAGAAGCUUUGCAAUUUUAAGAGUGCUGCAUCCCUCUGCAAGAUAUCUCACUAUUUUUGACUUUUCUGAGCCUGUCAAGUCCUUCUUUUGACCCAUUUUGCAAAGGAAAGGAAGUUGCCUAAUAAUUAUGCACACCUGAUAUAGGGUGUUGAUGUCAUUAGACCACACCCUUCUCAUUACAGAGAUGCACAUCACCUAAUAUGCUUAAUUGGUAGUAGGCUUUUGAGCCUAUACAGCUUGGAGUAAGACAACAUGCAUAAAGAGGAUGAUGUGGUCAAAAUACUCAUUUGCCUAAUAAUUCUGCACUCCCUGUAUAUACUCCACCUUAUAUUGUAUGUAUAUCUUUGGGUUUUUGUGGGAAUAGAGGGAAUACCCACAUAAGGUAUUUAGAGUAUUUUUGGCAUUUUGGUUUCACUCACUGGGAUAUUGCAACACCACAUAAUCUUAUAAGGUUAUCCAAAUAAACCUUCAGUGUCCUCAGUAAACCAAUACCCGGGUUCUCUCACUGGUUGUCUGUGUACACAGGAAACCAAUGAGAGAAGAAACACAGAUAGAGAAAGAUGUCAAUGUUCUUUGUGAGCCAACAUCGCAAAUCUCAAAUUGGAAAAUUUAAUCAUUACAAUACAACCCAAAUAGCAAUGCAUAAUAUCUCAUGGCUUCUUGUAUCAUCUCCUAAACACACUCUGUUAUUCCAGAGAUAUAACAUCAAUUUAUUAAUGACCUUUUUGUUUUCUGGUGUGUUUUUCUUCAAACCCUUUAGACAUUAUAAUAACUAUGUCAGAUUUGGCAAAGAGGAGAAGAUUCCCGAUGUACCAUACUAUAUUCGGGUGACUCCACGAGAAACUAACCAACUAAUGACAUGUGCUCGGCCACCUAGGUAAGUGUAUCAUGAGACACAGAAUGACUGACCAUAAUCCUAUAAGGUUAUCCAAAUAAACCUUCAGUGUCCUCAGUAAACCAAUACCCUGGUUCUCUCACUGGCUGUCUGUGUACACAGGAAACCAAUGAGAGACGAACCACAGAUAGAGAAAGCUGUCAAUGUUCUUUCUAAGCCAACAUCACAAAUCUCAAAUUGAAUUAUUUAAUCAUUACAAUACAACCCAAAUAGCAAUGCAUAAUAUCUAAUGGCUUCUUGUAUCAUCUCCUAAACACACUCUGUUAUUCCAGAGAUAUAACAUCAAUUUAUUAAUGACCUUUUUGUUUUCUGGUGUGUUUUUCUUCAAACCCUUUAGACAUUAUAAUAACUAUGUCAGAUUUGGCAAAGAGGAGAAGAUUCCCGAUGUACCAUACUAUAUUCGGGUGACUCCACGAGAAACUAACCAACUAAUGACAUAUGCUCGGCCACCUAGGUAAGUGUAUCAUGAGACACAGAAUGACCGACCAUAAUCCUAUAAGGUUAUCCAAAUAAACCUUCAGUGUCCUCAGUAAACCAAUACCCUGGUUCUCUUACUGGCUGGCUGUGUACACAGGAAACCAAUGAGAGAAGAACCACAGAUACAGUGAUCACAAAUCACUGAGGAGUACUACAGAAAGUGACUUACCAGGCAUUACCUAAUUUCUAUAAGAUAUGUAUUUUAAUAUAAACAGAAGCUUUAAUGGUACAAAGUAAACUAUUUACUGGAAUUACUGUAACCAGAAUGUAAUGUGCGUAACAUAAAUGAUCUGAUAGGGUCACUAUAAGCUGUGCAAUAAUGACUGAUAGAUAACGAGUGAUAGGGUAGCUGAUGGACUGAAAGUAAGAGGAAAGCUGAAGAGGAAUAAGAUAAGUGACAAAAUGGGCUGAUGGAUGGAAAGGGAGAAAAGGAUAUAAUUGUUACAACUGUAUUUUAACUUUUCCUAUUUUUUAAUUGCAGAGACCAAUUCCUAUUCUCUAAGGUAAAGCCUACAUUACGUCCAAAACAAUAUAAAACAACUAAAAAGGCUACAAAUGUCCAAGAAAAAGAAGUAGACAAAAAAGAACUGGAAAAUGAAAAAAAGUAUUCUGCAGAGUAUUGUAAACACAAUAUUAUUCCACAGCCUGAAGCGGUCACAAGUGUAGAGGAUAUUCCCUGUCACUUGCUGCAGGCAAGGUCUCUAGAGCCUACAGAGGUUAUCACACAUCUAGAAGACAACACUUCUCUAGAAUGCCCUGUUUCUACUAUUGAACCUCAUUCAAGUGGAUUGACAGAGGAGUUGCCAGUAAACCUUGGUCAGCCACAGUCCACUUUACAUUGUCCACCUGAGUCUGCAAAUCUAGAUUCUCAGAACCCAGUUACAGUUAUUUUACUACAGUCCAGCUUUCUAGAGCCUACAGAGGUUAUCACACAUCUAGAAGACAACACUUCUCUAGAAUGUCCUGUUACUACUAUCGAACCUCAUACAAGUGGAUUAACAGAGGAGUUGCCAGUAAACCUUGGUCAGCCACAGUCCACUUUAGGUUGUCCAUGUGAGCCUACAAAUCUAGAUUCUCAGAACCCAGUUACAGCUAUUUUACUACAGCCUACCUCUCUAGAGCCUACAGAGGUUAUCACACAUCUAGAAGACAACACUUCUCUAGAAUGCCCUGUUACUACUAUCGGACCUCAUACAAGUGGAUUGAUAGAGGAGUUGCCAGUAAACCUUGGUCAGCAACAGUCCACUUCGGAUUGUCAACCUGAGCCUAUGAACCAAGAUUCCCGGGAGGCUGUCAAAGAUCAAGAUCCAGGUAUUCUGUUAGUGGGCCCAGUUUGUCAUGCCAAAUCAGGCACUAGUGAAAUGUCAGAGGAGCUGCCAGUAAACCUUGGUCAGCCACAAUCCACUUUGGAUUGUCAACCUGAGCCUAUGAAUCUACAUUCUCGGGAGGCUGUCAAAGAUCAAGAUCCAGGUAUUCUUCUAGUGGGCCCAGUUUGUCCUGCCAAAUCAAGCACUGGUGAAAUGUUAGAGGAGCUACCAGUAAGCUCUGACAUUGUGAGUUAUCACUCCAAAACUACUUUGGAUUGCCCCACUGUUCAGCCAGAGGGGUUGCUUCUAUUCAAUCAAAAGGUUACGCUUGAGCAGGAACAAAGUGAGAUGAAGAAUAAUCAGCCAGGAAAACAUGUGUGUCUGAGAAGUGACCAUGAAGAGCAGCCAUUGCCAGAAGACAAAGAAAAAGAGCCACCUGGUGAGGCUGAUAUAGUUGAAAAGAAAAGUCAAGACCUUCCAGUACCUGUACUCCAAGAGAAGAAAAAUAUUGAAUCAAAGGUGGAAAGGAUACACUACGACAGGGAAUCUUUACUUAAAUUCAAAUCUAUAACACAAGAGCCAAGGGAUUUGUCUGAGAUUGCAAAACUCUACCAAGGUAUGCUCAUUAGACCUCACCUUCGACCAGUAGAUCCAUCACAAUUUACCAACAGGAAAUGUACACCUCUAACUGCAAAUUUCAUCCACCCUGCUAAGGAUAAUUACAGACUGCCAUGUGGAAUGGGCCAAAUGAGGUCUCCGCAAGCUCCUGGUACAGAACUUCGCAAAAUCCUUCAAGUAAGUGAGAAUGUAAAACCGCAUACAUCUGAAAAGGCUUGGAAACCUCCCAUGAAAAGAGCAAAUGAAGAUCACACUCUUGCCAAGGCUCAAGAAUUGGUUCGCAAAGUUCGCAGCAUUCUUAAUAAAAUCACACCUCAGACAUUCCAGCACUUAACCAAGCAGGUGAAAGACCUCUCUAUACAUACAGAAUAUCAACUGAAAGGUGUUGUAGAAGUCAUAUUUGAAAAAGCAGUAGCAGAGCCACAUUUUGCUGUUGUAUACGCCAGCAUGUGCAACUGGCUAAUGAUGCUUGAGGUCCCAACGGAAGACAACCCUGAAGAAAGCAUUACAUUCCGUAGGCUGCUAAUAAGACUCUGCCAGAAGGAGUUUGAGAGAGUUGAAAAUGGGAAUGAAAGAACUGAGAAACUGCAAAAGGAACUGGAUGCUGCCACGUCACCGAGAGAAAAGGCCCUACUAAAAGAAGAAUUAAGUGAUGCUUGUAAUAAAGCACGCAGGCGAUACCAAGGAAACAUCAAAUUUAUUGGGGAGCUAUUUAAAUUAAAAUUACUCUCAGAGGACACCAUGAAAGACUGCCUAAUGAAACUACUAAACAGGAACAGCGAGGAGUCAUUGGAAUGUAUCUGCAUUUUGCUCACUACAACUGGAAAAUCCUUGGAAAAUGGACAGUGUCGCUUGGACAACUAUAUCAGCAAGAUUGACAUCUUUAUUAAAAACCAGAAAACCUCUUCGCGGAUUCGAUUUUUGGUGCAGGAUAUGAUGGAAUUAAGAAAAAAUAACUGGGUACCUCGACAUACACCUCAGGGACCGAAAACAAUAGAGCAAAUUCAUAAAGAGGUAGAACUGGAAUCUAGACGAAAAGAGCAGUGA